CCAUUUGCAUAUAUUCAAUCCUUGAAUCACAUACUGCUCUCUUUCUAUACUCCACUCUGCCCUUCUUGCGACUCGAUAUCUGAAAUGGCCCCUCCUUCGAAACUCGGUGUUCAAGCUUCCGCCCUCCAGCGCCUCGUCAAGGAGGAAGCAAGCUACCAUAAGGAGCUUGAACAACAGGAGAGCCGCAUUACCAAGCUUCAAUCAAACCCAGGCGAGGACAACGCCGAUUACCUUCUCAAGCAAGAACGUCAAGCUUUGGAGGAAACCAAGAAGGUUCUGCCAACUGUCCGGGAGAAGAUUGAACAGACCCUCGAGCAAUUGGAAGAGGAGCUGGAGAACAAUAAGGACGGCGGCGCGGCAUCCCCCGAAGAAGUCACCAAAGCGCAGGACGCCAUUGCCGCCGGAAAGAAGGCUCUUGCUCAGAGUGCUUGA
Molecule: messenger RNA, 432 nt
Organism: Periconia digitata
Lineage: Eukaryota; Fungi; Ascomycota; Dothideomycetes; Pleosporales; Periconiaceae
Source: the annotation of a GenBank genome assembly